This is a messenger RNA of Cloeon dipterum, 2138 nucleotides long. RefSeq lists its product as uncharacterized. Lineage: Eukaryota; Metazoa; Arthropoda; Insecta; Ephemeroptera; Baetidae. The coding region runs from base 32 to 2107 and encodes 691 amino acids. The transcript is spliced from 7 exons. The record is from RefSeq and is a predicted model, not a curated record. Gene Ontology annotation, cellular component: membrane. Gene Ontology annotation, molecular function: ligand-gated monoatomic ion channel activity.
AUUUAUUGCGUUCCACUGUUUAAAAGGACACAUGAGGACGAAGAAACAAAAUCCCAAACAACAAACAAAUCUGUUUUUCCUCCCUCUCGCCGACGAGUGCCAAAGCGGAUCUGCGUCGAAUUUCGACUCGGAGAAAGUUUUGGCAGAAGUGCAUUGGCGCCGACCUUUCCCAAGCCCGAAUAUGAGCAGCGUCUCGUCUGCGUCUGCUGACUCUGCUGCACCAAAGGACAUUUUUUUCCCUCUCUAUUUCAGGUGCGAACAAAAGAGCGAAAAGGCGAGAAUGAGGAAAUUGGCACGCGAUUUGUUUUGCUUGUUUGGCCUGUGGAGCGGCGUGGCUUUGGUUGGCGCCGCCACCGCCGCCGCAAAUAAGUGCGUCACCGCCUUCGCCGCCGACGCGCCCAGCAUUGUCCUCGUCGCGCCUUUCUGUCCGCAAAUAAUCGCCGGCCUCCGUCCCCACCCUCGACAACCCAUCACGCUCCUCUGCGGACUCGAUCAGCGGUUUCCCAAUGGCGUGAGUUUGGGUUCGAAAGUGACCCUGAUCCUUCAGUUGGGACAACAUGGAAACCUUUCGGAGACGUUGGUCCAGCGCUUCAUCUCGACGCACAACAAACUCUUUUGGGAAACGCGAAUCGUGGUGGUCGUGGAGCAAAACCCGGAGAGUGUCUCGCGCGUUUUGUGGAGGCACAAUUUGCAGAGGAGCACGAUUGCCGUUCUUGAAGGAGACAAAGUCAUCUUUUUCAGGGCGUAUUCGGAGACUGGAGGCGUUUGUGAAGGAAUGACGCCUCCGGAGCUGACCAAAGUUGCAGAGUGCUCAGGGGAGGGUGACCUGAAAGUCCUGGAGGCAGGAAAAUUGGAGGUGUCGCCAAUGCUAGACCUGAACGGAUGUGUCGUCGACGUGGCUACCAUUAAUUUUCCUCCCAGUGUCAUCCUUUUUUCCGAGACAGAUCCAUCGCCGAACGCGUCAACCGGAGUAGUCGAACCUUUAGGUGGAAUCGAAGUGGCGCUGGUGCGCAGCGUCGGCGCCGCAAUGAACUUCCUUCCCCGCUUCUACGUGUCAGCGGACAACCAGGGUUGGGGCGCUGGACACGAGAACGGCACCUUCAGCGGAAUGUUGGGCGAAUUGACGGCCGGAAGAGCCCAAAUCGCGAUGGGCUGUCUGAUGCCUCUGCCUGUGCGCUUCCGCUUCUUGGACAUGGCCGUGUCGCACGGCCACCGCAGCCUCGCGUGGGCCGUCCCGCCGCCGCGGCCGCAGCCCCGCUGGGCCGUCCUGGUCGAGGCGUUCGCCCCUGACACCUGGGCCGCCGUCGCCGCUGUCCUGGUGCUCGCCUUUCUCGUCCUCUCCGUCAUCUCACACGACCUGAUUCCAGACGGAGCUCUGCUGUUCGUGUGGGCGACGACCCUUGGCGUGUCGGUGGCGCGGCUGCCACGGGCUUCGUGGACCCGCACCCUGCUGCUAGGGUGGCUGCUCGCCUUCCUGGUGCUCAGCGCCGCUUACCAGGGCGCCCUCUUCAGCUUCCUGGCUGCGACACGAUACGAGAAGGCGCUGGAUUCGUUCAAGGACAUCGUGUUGCGUGGCCUGCCCCUCGUCGCGCACCCCAACUUCGAAGAACUGCUCGACGCUGGUGACGCCACCAUCUCACAGCGGGCUAAAGAACUGUACGAGCCAUCGGUGGACGGGGUGCUCAGGCAGCUGGACGUGAUGGCGAAGGGCGGCCGCCAGGUGGCAUGCAUGGUCAACAAGGAGAUGCUCGUUUGGUACAACUACCAGCAGAGACACUCCGGACAUAUGGUGCACAUUGCGCGGGAAGAAAUGACCUCGUACCCGACGGUGGCGUUCCUGCGGCAAGGCUCGAGUCUGGUGGCUCGCUUCGACGUUUUGGUUCGGCGGCUGCUCGAGUCUGGCCUGGUGGACAAGUGGUUCGCCGAACUGUCGCUGCCGGUGGCGCGCACGCAGGUCGACGCGCCCCUCGUGCUCGGUCUGUACCACCUGAGCGGCAUCUUCAUGGUGCUCGUCGUCGGCAUGGCGCUCGCCACCCUCGUCCUCUUGCUGGAACUGCUCGUCCACCAGUGGCACCGCAUCCACGACGCCUCAAUCCAGCUUUUGUGAAGACAAAAUGCCUUUAAAAAAUAAUUAGGAU